ACGCAGAGUGGAGCAGACGCCAGCAGCCACACAAACACGCUCCCCUCUCAGUUACAUGCACAGUCACACACAUACCACACCACCACCACCACCGCCGCUGCUGCCACCACCACCACUACUCACACACAGACACGGUGACGGCUGCCAGGCUCAGUGGGAAGCAAACCGUCAGGGAAAGAGCCUGAGAAGAAAGAGAGGGAUCGCCGAGGGGAAGAGAAGAAGAGAGAAAAGUGUUGGAGGGGCACCUUGUGGAUCAGAGGGGAUUUUCCUUUUUUUUGUGAGAGUGUGUCUGGAUAAGGCUAUCUGCCUUUUACCAAGGCUUUUUCCUCUUUGCUCAUCCUCAGUGAAAGACUCCAGCGAUAUCUACCUAUCUAUCCCUGGAGCUUAACAAAAGAGGGAGGGAGGGAGAGAAAGAAAAAAAAAACAGUCACAGCUGCAGCUCCAGACCACCUCUUCUCCUCAUCUCCUCUUCUUCCUCCUCCUCCUGUUGUCUCUCCGGUUCCACAUCCAUGUGUGAGUUCAUCGCUGAUUCCAGCGUCUUUUGGGGAUAGAGCAAGAAGGACGCCGUGUGUUCUUCGGGAUACAGCUGAGCUCCCGUUGGGAUCAGACUCCUCGUUUGAUUUAAGAGGGGAAAAGAAGCAGGAGGGAAGCGGAUAAAACGGAUAAAACAACAAAAGAGACAGAACGAGGGAAAGAGAGAGAGAGACAUUGGAUGACAAAUUGAGGGGCAUGUUCAGGGCACCGGAGAAGACGAGUGAGUCUAAUUUCUAGACCACACAGUGUCCAGAACCGGCAAGCAGAACGCAGCCAUUCAUGCCACAUCCUCCUCCUCUUCCAUCUCCUCUUACCCACUUUAUGUCCUCCGCUUCAGUUUUCCCUUAUUGUUCCCACUUUUGCUAACAUCCUUCUAAAUCUUGCCCUCCUAACCUCACACAUCCACCUCCCCAACCUCUCUCUUCUGCUACCCUGGCUUCGCACUUUUCAAACCCUUAAAAAACCAGCUCCCUUCAAGCUGCAAUCAGACGGAAAUCCCAUGCACAGUCUAUCCUCUAGUUAGUCCUGUCUGCUGUGCAUCUAACACCAGCAAGAGAAGAACAUUUUCUCUGUACCCACUCUUGGAACAGCCCCCCCUUCCCCCUGAAGGAUACUGGCCAGUGGUUGGAAGUGAUCGUACCCCAUCUGUGAGCUUCUAUCUCCAGCCUCCAGGACCUUCAGUUGGAUUCUAGCUACAUGGGAAAACGUUUGGAGCAGCAGCCAAUGUACCCCCACUACACCUACUACUACCCCCACUAUCUCCAGACGAAGCAGUCCUAUGCUCCUCCUCCUCAGCCUAUGGCUCCACCCAGUCCAGGCACGACAGGAGGAGGGGGUGGAGGUCAUGGAGGAGGGCUAGUGGAGCAACUUAGUAAGACCAACCUGUACAUCAGGGGCCUGCCACCCGCCACCACAGACCAGGACCUCAUCAAACUCUGUCAGCCAUAUGGGAAGAUUGUGUCAACAAAGGCCAUCUUGGACAAAAACACUAAUCAGUGCAAAGGCUAUGGCUUUGUGGAUUUUGACAGCCCUGCGGCAGCCCAGAAGGCGGUGGCCUCACUCAAAGCCAGUGGAGUCCAGGCACAGAUGGCAAAACAACAGGAGCAGGACCCCACCAACCUCUACAUAUCCAACCUGCCUGUGUCAAUGGAUGAGCAGGAGCUGGAAAACAUGCUGAAGCCCUUUGGUCAUGUUAUUUCCACGCGGAUACUGAGGGAUGCCAACGGUUUGAGCAGAGGAGUCGGUUUUGCCAGGAUGGAGUCGACGGAGAAGUGUGAUGUGGUAAUUCAAAAUUUCAACGGCAAAUUUUUGAAAACCCCUCCAGGCAUGACAGCGCCUGCAGAGCCUUUGUUGUGCAAGUUUGCUGAUGGAGGCCAGAAGAAGAGGCAGAGCCAGGUUAAAUAUCCCCAGAAUGGACGACCAUGGACAAGAGAAGGAGAGAGUGGCAUGGCGUUAACCUACGACCCCACAGCAAUGCAGAAUGGGUUCUACUCUUCACCCUAUAGCAUCUCCACCAAUCGGAUGAUUGCACAGACAUCAAUCACACCCUUCAUCGCUGCUUCUCCUGUCUCCACAUAUCAGGUCCAGAGUACAUCAUGGAUGCCACAUCAACAGUAUGUUAUGCAACCUACAGGUGCUGUGAUCUCCCCAGCCACGGCCAUAGAGCCCAGCUUGUCUCUUCACCCAUCCAGCGUCAUGGCUCCUCUCACCCAGCAGAUGAACCACCUCUCUCUGGGCCCUACAGGCGCCUACAUCUCUGCUGCAGCGGCUGCUCCUAUGCAAGGAACCUACAUUCCCCAGUACACUGCAGUGCCUGCCUCUGCCAUUACAGUGGAUGGUGUGGUGACAGACCCAUCUCCACAGACAACUGCCCCCUCCUCACAGGACGCCAGCGGGCAGCAGCCUUUAUCAGUGGAGAGUUCAGCAGAUCAUGCCACAGCCUACUCCUACCAGCAGACCAAGUAACGAAACUGGUAGGAACCGUUGCUGCAUUGCCUUUAGAAGGACUGCACGAAGGAGCUGGAGACGGAGAAUCAAACCCCGACAGAGGACAAAAACACAGCAGUCACGUGGACAUCACAGACAGGAGGAUGCUUCCACUGUGCACAGGAACCAAAUAAACCAAGAAAAAAAAUCAAUUAUCCUUCAUAGCUGUUUGAACCAAGACAAAGACAGCUAGAAAAAUAAAGAAUGUUUGUUGAACUACAAGACAAUGGAAUCAAUCACAGUCCAAGACUGAUAAGAUCAUUUUUCACCUUAAGACUGGACUUUCCCCUCUGGAGGGUUAAAAAAAAACUAUAUAAAAGACUAAAAUCAAAACUCAACCAACUGUACAGAAAAAAAGAAAACAUUUGAAUGUGCAGGUAGUAUUUUUGACUUUUUUAUCUAAAAAUAAAGGAAGCAAUGUCUCGGAGAAAACACACUGUCUUCCUCUGAAAUGAAGCUCUGUUCUUUUCAUUCUUUUAUUAUUUGUGUAGUGUUUUAGAAAAUCAAUGUUUGAUUAAAUUCUUAUUGCCUUAAUUUCUCAGACUUUGGGAAAAAAAAGACUUCAUCGUGGUAAAUUCUUUUUAAAAAAAAUGAUUGGAGGUGUUUUGGGAGCCUUAGAGAGGAAAUCUGCAAAGCUAUCUGUACAGGUUUAAAAAAAAAAAAAAAGAAAACUUAUUGCAUUUGUAUGAAAAUGAAAAGUGGUGACGUGCAAAAAAAAAAAAAUGUCAAUGGAUUAGAUGAACAAAAAAAAAUCUUAUUGUGACUUGUUGAAAGAGUUAAUCCACAGCUUCCUGAGCAGUGUGGUAGGGUGUAACGGUGGGAUCAAAUCUCAGUUUCUCUGCCACAUUGUGUUGUUUUCAGAUUCUUUUUUUUGGGGGGGGGAGUGGAUUUCAUUGCAGUCGAAAUAUACAUAUUUGUGUGCUUUGUUUAUCUCACAACAUAAAGAAAAGAAAAACUUCAUUGACGACCAAAUAAAAAAAAAACAGAUAGGGUUUAUAAAUGUGUGAUAAGCAAUAGUUUCAGUAAAGCUGUUGACAGUUUCUUGAGUCUUCUUAAUGGUUGAACAAGCGCUGGCGGCGGAUGGCAUAUUUUAUACCAAAGAUGAAGAAAUCAUGUAGAGGAGAGGUCGUCCUUGUCGUUUUUUCACCUUUUGACCUUUAAAAGGUCAAUGCAUUCUUGCUUAUCAUGGUUUUAGUGUAUAAGAUCCCCGAACUCAGCUUGUGAGAUUAAAAAAAAACAUGCAGUACGUUUUUAACACAAUUGCCUCAACCAGAAGAGAAGCUUAGUUUGUCAUAUUAAUGAUGGCAAAUUGUAUUAAUGAUGAUUAGAGAAACAGUUUCCUCUGCAGACUAGUGGUUUGUAAUAUUAUCAACUGUCCGCAUUCUCGUCAAGUUGAGAUGUGGAUAUUUGUAACGCUUUUGUAAAAUACUACAAAUUUAAAUAUUGCUAUUUGAAAUAAAAAUUCAAAGUUACACCGAAAAACGUUGUUCUUUUAAAGUGUGGUACUGUGGGGUAGUUAUACGCUGACAGCACCUUACCUGCAGAAGACAGUGGCCAAAAUUUAGAUUAAAUAAGAAAAAGAUUUGUGUUAGAAUAAAUAAGGCAAACUGAGUCCUUUCAUAUUUAUAUAAAGUUUUACAAUUACAGCUAAACAUUACUUGGUACUAUGGUAUUAGCUGCUAAAAAAAUCAUUUUCACCAGAGGUUGUACUGUUGAUUUUGGGGGGGGGUUUUUGUUUUGUUUUUUUGUUUUUGUGUGUGAGUGAAAUCUCUAGAUUCUGAUUAGCAUCAUUUUUUUAUUGCAACUUCUCCCAAUUCUCCAAACUGAGAUUACUCUCACUGUUGUCUACUGCAGUUAAGGUACUGCCUACACAUAAGUACCACUCAUAACCCCUCUUCAACAAACAACAAACUUGUGCUGUAAUCAAACUGUCUUGCCAAACAGAUGUAAUUUGUAAAGAUCAGUGACCUCUGUAAAACGAAAGGGCACUUUUGCAGAACAAAACCAUUUCAGCUUAUGAAUACUCUUCUACAAGGGCAAUAUUUUUCUGCUACUUUUUUUUUCUUUUUAAUGUCUUUUUGACAUUUACCUAUAUUUGAGCUGCUAAACACUUUUCAGUAUGGAGGAAAGGGGUUCUCUUAUGUUUUGUAUGUGUGUGUGUUGGGAGAGGGGGGGGGCACGCCAUGAGAGUUACAGCAACUGAUCAUUUUAAGGCAGAAUGAAGAAAAACUAAAGUAUUGUUCUGAGUACGAGUGCAUCAGAUGGAAUCAAAGCAGGAACAAAGGUGUACAUGUUGCGGUUCACACUGGUUCUGAGUCCACAUCUUCAAAGACAUCCCCCCUCCCCCCCACCCAAACAUCACUCUGGAAGGAGGUUAAAAGACAAGAUGGACAGAGAAAAAGUGAUUCAACCAAAACUAAGCAAACACAAACUUCUCAUGGAAAAUAAACUUUGAUAAGCAAAGGAGGUGGCUGAGAAAACAAAGGAGA
Molecule: messenger RNA, 5009 nt
Organism: Fundulus heteroclitus (mummichog)
Lineage: Eukaryota; Metazoa; Chordata; Actinopteri; Cyprinodontiformes; Fundulidae
Product: RNA-binding motif, single-stranded-interacting protein 3
Exons: 14
Coding region: 1231-2499 (422 amino acids)
Cellular component (GO): ribonucleoprotein complex; cytosol; nucleus
Molecular function (GO): poly(U) RNA binding; mRNA 3'-UTR binding; poly(A) binding
Source: RefSeq, a predicted model, not a curated record